UUGAUUAGAGCGAGCAGUCUCUCACUCCUCCUCCUCUCUCGCGCACCGUGUCGUGCGUUUCGUGGAUUUUCUCGGAAUUUUUCCUGAAUGUUGCUUUAUUUGACCCAGCAGCAGAUCGGGAGAUCAGAUCCGAAGCGCGUCAGGAGGAGCUCCCGGACCAGCAUGCAGUGAUUUCCCCCGCACCCGCUUUAUCUCUUCAUCCACGCGGAUGCGCAGCGACGCGGUGGAUAUGUACCAAGGCAUUAUGACCACCAACCACGGACCCCCCUCCUACGAAACCGGAUUCCUCCACAACGCCUCGGCAGGCGCCUCUCCGGUCUACGUGCCCACGACGCGGGUCGUCACCCCGAUGAUCUCGGCGCUGCCGUACCUGCAGACGCCCGGCGCGUCGCAGCAGAGCAGCCCGGUGUCGAGCCACUCCGCCUGGGCACAGCCAGGCGCAGACUCGGUGCCUUCCUACAACCACACCCCCGUGUCGCCGCGCUUCACCUUCUCCACCAGCCCGCCGCUGUCCUCCGGGAUGGCGACGGCGCGCGAGACGGCGGUGUCCUACUCCAACAUCUCCGCGAACGGGCGGGAGCACUACAGCGCGCGCGGCCUCGGCGGCUCCUACCACAGCCCCUACCCGGCCUACAUGAGCCCCACUGUGGGCGGCACGUGGCCCGCGUCGCCCUUCGACAGUCCGGUCCUGCACGGUCUGCAAACCGGCGCGUCUGGGAGCGCAACGCGGCAUCCAAACAUAGAUUUAUUUGAUGACUUUGCUGAGGGGCGAGAAUGCGUGAACUGCGGGGCGAUGUCGACUCCUCUCUGGAGGCGGGAUGGUACUGGCCACUACCUGUGUAACGCGUGUGGACUGUACCACAAGAUGAACGGCAUCAACAGGCCUCUCAUCAAACCCCAGAGGCGGCUGUCCGCUUCGAGGAGGGUGGGUCUGUCCUGCACCAACUGUCACACCACAACCACAACCCUGUGGAGGCGAAACGCAGAAGGGGAGCCGGUCUGCAACGCCUGCGGCCUCUACAUGAAACUCCACGGGGUCCCUCGACCUCUGGCGAUGAAGAAAGAGGGGAUCCAGACUCGUAAGCGCAAACCGAAGAACCUCAACAAGACCCAAAGUGGAACUCCGGGCAGUGAUGGGACUCCAGUGACACCGAGCAGCACUCCCCGCUCCUCCUCCUCCUCUACGGAGGAACCUCGGCAGAUAAAAACUGAGCCGGAGAACCACAGCGUGUAUGCACACCACAACGCACACACACAGAUUUCUGCUCUACCGGCCUACAUGGCAGCUCAGGGAGGGGCCAUCCCUCUCAAGAUGUCCCCUGGGGGGCACAGCGGGUCCUCCAGCUCCAAAGCAGAACAAUGGAACAACCUAAUCCUGGCUUAGAAGACCUGCCGACCAGAAAACCUUCAAAUAAAAUACUACCUAUGUACAGCUUUUGGAUGAACUUUUGGUCUAACUGGACAGUGUUGAUCAUGAUCUUGAGGAGAGGAGGAGUGACGUGCACGACAGUAUUUCCCUCAUUGACAUGGACUCAAACGCAGCGGCAAGCCUGAUUAAAGGGUCACUUCAUGAGACUUUUGUGUUUGUACAAAAUGCGGUUACACCACAAAACAAUAAAUGUAAAUAAAAGUCAUUGAUUGUGGUGCUUCUAAAGCUUUUCUCUGCAAUGAAUCUCAAAGGGUUAGCAUGUUUGGUGGAUAAACAUUUACAUUUCUGGACUUUAGCUUUAGCUCAUCCAGCAUCAUGACUCAAAAGUUCAGAUAUUAUUUGAUAACCUCAGUUGCAACACAUUAAAUCAUCUUUAUUGUCCCUUAAAUCCAUUUUAAUUUUAAUUCUGCUCUCUCACGAGCACUUGGAUGAAGUUUUACCGUCCGUCACUCCCAGUUAUACCUCAGAAAGCUUAUCUCCCACUCAGUGCAACCAGAGCGCCUCCCUCCUGGCCCAUUGUUUCUAAUCUCUCUGGGCCUUUGUCCAAUAGAUUUAAAUCUAAUAAAUACAUGACACGGUUGAGAUAAGUUACAAAGUACAACACAUGAUAAACUACCUUUGGAGCAUGACCACUGCUCCUGGAGAACAGCACCCUCUGGUGGCUCAAGGGGGAAAACCCUCUCCAGAAGCCGGUAUUUAUUUUCACCUUAAAAUCUACUGAGACAUAUGUGGCAUGUUGUCUAGGAAAUACAAAUAUACAAACGUUUCACUCCAGCGUAAUCAUGUAAAACGUCAUUUGUGAUACAUUGUAAGCAAAAGCUGAAAGAAAUAAAGAUGGAAUGGGAA
Messenger RNA from Oryzias melastigma (Indian medaka), 2275 nucleotides. It is a transcript of the gene gata4, whose product is annotated as GATA binding protein 4. The transcript has 6 exons. Gene Ontology annotation, biological process: cell fate commitment; negative regulation of transcription by RNA polymerase II; positive regulation of transcription by RNA polymerase II. Gene Ontology annotation, molecular function: DNA-binding transcription factor activity, RNA polymerase II-specific; zinc ion binding; RNA polymerase II cis-regulatory region sequence-specific DNA binding. The coding region runs from base 209 to 1384 and encodes 391 amino acids. NCBI's taxonomy places the organism in Eukaryota, Metazoa, Chordata, Actinopteri, Beloniformes, Adrianichthyidae. The record is from RefSeq and is a predicted model, not a curated record. Gene Ontology annotation, cellular component: nucleus.